Messenger RNA from Pieris rapae (cabbage white), 1492 nucleotides. RefSeq names its product alpha-(1,3)-fucosyltransferase C-like. The transcript has 2 exons. Lineage: Eukaryota; Metazoa; Arthropoda; Insecta; Lepidoptera; Pieridae. Gene Ontology annotation, molecular function: alpha-(1->3)-fucosyltransferase activity. Gene Ontology annotation, cellular component: membrane. The coding region runs from base 51 to 1229 and encodes 392 amino acids. The record is from RefSeq and is a predicted model, not a curated record.
GAGUGGACGCAGUCAUAAAUUAGUGUUAUUCCGCCUCUAAAAGUAAAGUAAUGUACUGUUAUCGCUGGUUCGUUAGAAAAAUGUUUGCGCUGUUGCCGCUGUUAAUACUUUUUUGGAUUUUUUAUAUAAUUUACACGUAUAAUAAUAAAAUGAACCUUAUACGAGCAAGCCAUAAGGACAAAUCUCAUUUGAAUCACAAAAACAUGAGGUAUGUACUUCAAUGGACUCGCAGGUUCAGUGCACCGUUUGAUUGGAUGGGCGAAGGUAACUCAGCCUUUGUUAAAUACAAAUGCAAAUACACAAAUUGUUACGUGACAGACGAUAGAAGUUAUUUUCUUGAUCAAAGGGACUUCGAUGCAAUUGCCUUCAACGGAAGGGAUGUGAUACACCUUUGGCCCUUUCAAAUGCCAUCUCAGAGAUCACUGAGACAAAAAUUCAUAUUCGGCGCAAUGGAAUCUCCGGACAAUUUUCCCGCGUGUGAUGAAAAUCUAGACGGUUUCUUUAAUUGGACGUGGACUUAUAAAUUGGAUUCAGAUAUACGAUGGGGAUACAUAGCUAUCUAUAAUAAAAAUGGCCAGCUCGUUGGACCUAAAGUAGAUAUGGUAUGGCCGAAUAUGACACCCGUCAGCGAGAGUUUAAAGGCUAAAUUGAAGAAGAAGACCAAGGCGGUUGCGUGGUUUGUAUCCCACUGCUCAGCAAAAAGUGGUAGAGAACAUUAUGUUGCGAGGCUGAAUAAUGAACUGGAAGCAUUCGGCUUAGCUGUGGAUAUUUAUGGGGGCUGUGGUAGCUUAACAUGCCCAAGAGAAAACGAGAAAUCUUGUUUCAAAAUGAUUAAAGAUGAUUACCAUUUCUAUUUAUCUUUUGAAAAUUCGUUUUCAGAGGACUAUGUAACAGAAAAAUUGUUAACAGCCUUAAACAAUUAUGCCGUUCCUAUUGUUUUUGGAGCUGCUCUUUACACGAGAUUUCUACCGGAUGGCAGUUACAUAGAUGCAAGAACCUUAACCCCAGCAGCACUUGCAGACGAGAUAAAUAGCAUACUUGAAAACAAGACGAAGUUUUACGAUUUCUUUCGAUGGCGCAACCAUUUAGUAUACAAAAGUACUGAUGGAUCAGAUGUUUGCAACCUUUGUGAGAUACUUAAUGAUGAAGAGAAGGUGCGAGAAGUUAGUGUGUGGAGAGAUUUCAGGGUGUGGUGGAAUGGUGCACGUUAUAAGGAUAACUGUUUUUAGGAAUAAAUGUGGAACAAUGAGAAUAGUAUUAAUUGUAUUUGGCAAGCCUAGAAUUUCAAAUCAGUCUCCUAAACCAGACUGGGUGGGCACGGUGCACCCGAGUAACCUUCUAUGAAUGUCAAUAUUCACUAUUAGUCUUAAAUAAAGUUUGAAUACUUAGUAAUAUUAAGUGAAGAGGAAAGAGUUCCUUAUACUCAUGUUAGAUCUUCUAUUUGAGGUGUUACUGGCAGUAAAUGUAAAAUUAGAUUCAUUUAAUAUUUCUU